This is a messenger RNA of Hyaloperonospora brassicae, 825 nucleotides long. NCBI's taxonomy places the organism in Eukaryota, Oomycota, Peronosporomycetes, Peronosporales, Peronosporaceae. The record is from the annotation of a GenBank genome assembly.
AUGCCGCCCGUCCCGCCCGAGCGUCGCGGAGACGGAGGCACUGCGUCGUCCACCGGCCCGACAGACCGCGCGCAAUGCGACCUGUGCAUCGGCAUCAGUGUGUACACCAAAGCCAUGUGGACUGCGCGGCAGAGACCCGCGUGUAAGGGCAUUCACAUGGAGCUCUCCACGAGUCGAGAGCGUCUGCGGGAGAUGCGAGAACGGGCCGCGCCGCCUCGGAGGGACAAUUUUACGUUCAUGGGCGUAGGCCUUUCAUUGUAUUCGCCCGAGUGGAUGGAAGAGGGCAAACACUUGCCCUAUGUGAAAGGCAUUGGAGUCAUUGCUAUUCACAUGGACAAUGACGAGCUCAUGACGCGAAUCGAGGAGCGCAAACGCAUGAAGCGCGAGCUGCAACGAAAUACGGGCAAUCGAGGCGAUCUGCAGGACGGAAUUGAUGCUGACGAGGAUGAUGAGGAUGUGGUCGAAGACGACGACGAUGACUUGUUUGGCUUUGAGGACAGUGAAGCAACGGACGAAGGCCAUGCGCUCGUGGAAAGCGAUGUGGUGCCCAGUUUGAAGACGCCACGCGGACCGGCAGUCGUGCCAACGUCGAUCACGAUGACAGAGAUCAGAGAUCGAGCUGUGGAGAAGGCCAAGUACUCUGUCAAUGCUGUAUAUAAGUUCUGGGAGCGCCGACUGGAUGGGUUUGGCGACCGGUAUGUCGAUUCAUGUCGGAGACUUACCGAGCAAAUGGAGGAACAAGCGAAGAACGCGCCGCGCAAUGUGUCGUGGCUGGUGAAACGCAUCGAGGAGUACGUGGUUGGAAAAGGAGAUGGCAAAAAGUAG